UGACGUACGAAAAUUCAAAACAAAGAAGUACGAGGUCCGUGUCCGUGUGUUUGGACAGUAACAUCUUUGUUGCGGUCAGGACCACGAGGGAUUUACCAAAGGAUUAUUGAUGACUUGGUAUCCAGAACUCAAAUGUAUAUAUUAGAUGUUGGCAAGUAGGCGGGUGUUACCUAAGAAAGUGUCUGUGGUCGAUCGACUUUGUCCGUUGCGUUGUUCAAAUGAUGGUUAAUGCAAAGUGUUAGUAAGGACAAAGAUCUCUAUUUAAAUUCAAGAAACGUCUACAAGGAAACGUGGGAACUUACUCAAUAGUACAGCGGGGGGUUGGUGUCUUGAGUGGUUCCAACUGGUCCAUCAGCCGUUUCAAGUGAGUAGCUCUUAUUGAAGUGGACUCGCGGAAGUGAAACCCAGAAGGCCCGACUCACAGCAGUACAAGAAGGAUACAGGAUGCCUCUGUUCUUCAGAAAGAAGAAACCCAGCGAUGACUCCCAGAAGAGACUUGAAUAUCAGCUUUGUCGGUCAAAGGAAGCAGGUGCUGAUGACAUCCUGGACAUCUCAUCUUGCGAGCUUUCAGAGGUCCCUUUGAGUGCCUUUUCGAUUUGCAAAUUUCUCCAGAAAAAGGUCCUGAUCUUACACAGCAAUGAACUCAAGUCGUUGCUUCCCAAAGGUAGCGACAUCGCCUCGCUUGGCUCUCUAAAGGUUUUGGAUUUGCAUGAUAACAAGCUUAGUUCACUCCCACAAGACAUUGGGAAACUGACGUCUCUGCAGAUUUUGAAUGUGGAGAAGAAUCGUUUAAAGAGCCUUCCGGAAUCCAUUGAGGAUCUAAAGCUCCUGCAGACUCUCAAUUUGAAAGGCAACUGUCUCAGUGAGCUACCAUCGGGAAUUAGCUCUCUAUGCAGUUUACGCACUCUGGAUGUGAGUGACAACCUCAUCAUCCAGAUUCCCAAAACAUUUGCUUACCUCCGCACACUGGAGACCCACAUACGGAACCCAGCCACAAUGACUUAUCCUCCCGCAUCCGUAUGUGUGGAAGGUACAGCGAGCAUCCAACACUUCCUGUGCUCUGAGCUAGGAGAGGAGUACUGUCCUCCAUCCCAGUAUCUCCUGCCCGUGCUGGAAAAUGACAGCGGCAAACAAAGCUCUGACUGUGUGGAUGCCUUGGAUGCCGCCUGGCAGAAUAAAUUCAGUGACUAUGAGAAGAGAAAGAUUCAGAAGCAGGAGGAAAAACUGGCCUUUGAGCGACACCGAGAGGAAAAACAAAAUGAGCACACUCAGCUUCUGCUCAUGAACACCUCUCGGAAAGUAAACAUCCUCAACUCGGUUCGUCAGGAGCAGGAGCGUCUGGAGCACGGCGUCACCCAGCAGCAGCGGGCCCAGGAGUCUGAGAGGUUGUUAUUGUUAGAAAAAGUGCGACACGCCGAAGACGACAUCAGCAGUCGCAUCAGCAACAUGCUGUUGGAUGACAACAGGCAGAAAAAGAGCGCCGAGUUUCUUCAAGCCAUGGAGGAAGAUCGGAUCCGUUUGGAACAGCUGACUGCCAUCACACAGGAAGAGGCCAGCUCUCUGAGGAAGAGAGAAGUAGCCGCGGCCAUGCAGAAGAUGCUGUCAGACAGCUGUGCUGUGAGCCUCCUGCAAGAAGCCAGCGACUAUCGUAGAAAGAGCUUGGUGUCCGAGGCCUACCGAAGCAUGGAGAAUUUGGAGAAAAAGUUUGACAAGAUGCUCUCCAUCCAAGUUUUGGACAAAUCUAAAGCCAUUGCCCAAAUUCUACAGGAGGAGGAGAUGCAGAAAGCGGCGUUCCAAGCGCUGCAGUUGCAGAAAGAUUCUGUCCACGGUUAUAUCCGCAACCAGAUCAAGCUUAUUGAGGGCGAAUUAAUGCAGCUGACAAAACUCGAAGUUAAAAGACGCAAUCUGGAUGCCGAGAGCCUGCAGGAAGUGCUCGUGGACCAGCGCACGGCUCUCGGCGAUUUGUUGCAGCAACUGCUGAAACAGAAGCACCAGAGAGAGCAAGAACUACUGCAAGUUCUGGCGGAAAUGGAACUGAAGUCGGAGUCCACCCAGCAGAACUACUGGAUGAUUCAGUACCAGAGACUGCUGGAUGCCAAGCCCUUGUCGCUGCGCAUGCAGGAAGCCGGGGUGGAAAAAGACUUAGUAAAUCUACUGUGCAAGCUGUCCGCACAGCAUUACUUGCCCAUCAUGGCCCACCAUCGUGUGACCGCAGAGGCCCUUCGCCACAUGAACUCAGCUGACCUUAAGAAGCUUGGCAUUGCUGAAGUUGGCAUCCAAAAAGCUCUUCUGAACUGGGCUCGUGAACGCCAGCCUGAAGGCGCAUGUAAGUUGGCGGAGCAGAGCGAAGAAAUUCCCCCAGCAGAGCCGUCCUCUUCCUUCUUUCCAUCGAUUCCCAACACCUCCGGCAGCUUGACACCGAGCCCGCCGCUCACUCCCGGGACCCCAAUCACGCCCUCUGCCCCGAGCCCAGUGGAGGGACCGGGAGGCUCCGAGUGUGUGGUCUGCAUGGAGACGGGGGCCCAAGUCAUCUUUCUGCCCUGUGGCCACGUUUGCUGUUGUCAGGUUUGUAGUGACGCCCUGCAGAACUGCCCCCUGUGUCGAGGCGCCAUAUCACAGCGCAUACGCCUUUACCGCAGUUAAAAGCGACCGCGGCUUUGCAACUUUUUUCGGGGAAACGCGCAUGACCACAACGCUGCUGCUGAGUUCAUAUGUAGGCACGCUUUGCGUAGGUGUUUGAAGAAUGCUGAGCCACUUUUCCCAUAUUAACCAAAAACUCGAUGCCGCAUUAUUAUGCAAGAAGUUUGGACUAUUUUCAUUUUAUGUCUAAUUCAUUUCAAUGGACUUGUUUUGACCUUUCUACACAAGGGAUAGGUGCCGUUUUCUGAAAAUAGAUUCUUUGGGUCCAAACAGUACCUUUUGUUUCUGUACACCAUCAUGACAUACCGACGCACUUAACACUGAUGAGCCAUAACGUUAUUUGACCACUUGCACAAUAUAAUGUCCAAUCCAAGAACUGUAUCAAAUACUCUUACCUGAACAGAGAUCAUUAAAUGUGUGCGUGCCGUGAUGAGCAGCAGCCAGAACGGAGCCCAACAUGAACAAAACCAAAAAAUAAAGCCGAUACAAGAGUUUGUGAAUUUGUGAAAAGGAAAUCACUGCCUGCCGUAGUGGAGACCUGACACGGAGGCAUGCGACACACUUUGGCAGCGUCUUAAGUGCAGAAACCAUCGUACGUACGUGUACCGUUUUAAAAUGCUUCUCCUGGCCAUUCUUUGCCAGUGCCGUCAGUGAAUUGUACACGAAACAAACUUUGAAUGAGAAGAACAAUAAUAAUAAAAAAAGACACAUGGCAACAGCUCUCAGUGGAAGCUUAAAUGGACUGCAUAUGCAAAAUUUGGCAGAUGAUCCCCCAACAUGACACGGUGUGCAAAAGAGAAAUUGGAUACCAUUUGAUUUGCAGAUUAUAAUACUUAUUGUUUAUUUGUUCAGCAUUCUUUUUCUAUUUGGAAAACUGAAUUUAGACAGUACUACUAUUUAUACUUAUGUCAAACAUUGCUGAUAAUGACUCUGAGAGGUUACGACUUGUUAUUCCGAGCAUUUCUUUCAUUUGUAAUCACUUCAAAGCAUGGAUAAAUACUGAAAGCACCUUAAGAGAGUCGUUAUGCUUGCUGGAGUAUGUAAGUGCUCUUGUGUUCAGUGUAUGCAUUCUUGUAAAACAACACAGGAAAGUCAAUGGUAAAGCAACCAACUAGCAGUUAAAACUGAUGUUGUCUACAGUUCCCUAUAGGGGGAAGGACUUAAGUUCUGCCGGCAUGGCCCUCCAGCCUUAUCCAUAUGUUUUGGACAACUGUCACUUUUAUUAUGAUUGUAUGUGAUGCACUAUAUAUAUAUGAAAUAAGAAGUCCUGUUUGCAGCCAUCACUAACUGUUAUAUUCUCCAAGUGCUCUUACUUACUGUGCACAUAUGUCAAAAUAUGAUGUAAUAUAAAAUAUAUGCCACUUUCUCUUACUCUCUGUGUAGUCACUGUAUAUAUUAAUAUCGCUGUUGCUGUGUAACAAUAUUGAUAUGGAAAUAUAUUUGGAAAUUAAGUGAUGAGUAUUAUCACAAAUAAAAGGUGAAAGAUG
Molecule: messenger RNA, 4127 nt
Organism: Hippocampus comes (tiger tail seahorse)
Lineage: Eukaryota; Metazoa; Chordata; Actinopteri; Syngnathiformes; Syngnathidae
Gene: lrsam1
Product: leucine rich repeat and sterile alpha motif containing 1
Exons: 25
Coding region: 445-2643 (732 amino acids)
Cellular component (GO): cytoplasm
Molecular function (GO): protein binding
Source: RefSeq, a predicted model, not a curated record